AAAAAAACAAAGAAAUAGAAAUAGAAAAGAAAAAAAAAAAAGAAUUUAGUUCACACAAAUCGAAACGAGAGGCCAAAAUCAUAAAAUCAAUAUAAAAAUAUAAGAGAAUAAAUAAUUCAUAUGUGAAAAAUAUCGAGCAGCAGUAACGUUGAAUCCGCAAUAAAACAAAAACCUAACGUAAAAACGUAAUUAAUAAAAAAAACUACUUAAGCUCUCUUCAAUUUAAAGCGUACUCUGUAAUCCGUUUUUAUUUUUAUUCGAAAUACUUUAUCCGUAAUCGAUGGAUCAAAGUUCUUUACUUGUUAGUUCAACCGCAACCGGUUCUCACAGCAAUCUAAUGGCAGGCAGCAGUACACCUAUACGUAUAGGUAGCUUUCAUGGGCACGGCGGCAACGAAUCGCCCACCCCCAGUUCAAUUGGCCUAAGUAAUCAAAUCUUAAGUCAACAUCAACAAUCAAGCAGUGUACCGACUUCCUCCGGACAUUUGGGACAAAGUUUAGCCUCACUUAACAUGAGUACUUCUAAUAAUAAUAAUAACAACAAUACUAAUAAUAGUAAUAACAACAGCAACAGUAAUAAUCAAGCAACUGCCAAUAUUUCCGCUGUAAACGUAAUUAGCUCCGCCGGUGGAGGUUCGGUUAGCGGUUCAAGUGUUACACCACCGAACAGCGCGGGUUUACGUCAGGGCGGCCUUGCCAAUUGGGCAAACGACACACGGGAUAAAUACGAUGGCGGCAAUCAAACUGAUAAGACACCGACAGAUACAUCGAAAUUGAAUCGCAAAGAGUCGUAUAAAGCUCAACGUAAAAAUUAUCGACGAGAGAAGAAACGAGUUGCCUCAGAAUUAUUAAAUUCAUUGCAAGAUCCAGCUGUGAUUGUUUUAGCUGAUUGGUUAAAGGUUCGUGGUACAUUGAAAUCAUGGACGAAACUGUGGUGUGUACUCAAACCGGGUCUUUUACUUCUAUACAAAAGUCCCAAAACCAAAAGCAGCCAUUGGGUGGGCACAAUACUUUUAACAUCGUGCCAAGUUAUUGAGAGGCCGAGCAAAAAAGAUGGCUUUUGCUUUAAGUUAUUUCAUCCCCUGGAGCAAUCCAUAUGGGCUCCUAGAGGACCGGAUAAAGAAACAAUUGGUGCUGUGGUUCAACCAUUACCGACUUCUUAUUUAAUAUUUCGUGCACCUAGUCAAGCGGCCGGUAAAUGCUGGAUGGAUGCUCUUGAAUUAUCUUUACGUUGUUCGGGUUUAUUAUUACGUUCAAAUUCGGCACAAGGUACUACGCAAAGUGUUACCGGUACCGAGGGCUCCAUUUCACAUGAGACGCAAUGGUCCGAAGCAGAUUAUGAGAAACAUUUUAAGGAUCAAGGUCGUGUUCUACGUAAAAAUCAAUAUCUUAUGGUGCCUGAUGUUGAGCUCUCAAAAUCUCAAACUAGUUCGACAUCCAGUCUCUUUAGUUCGGCAUCGCAAACGCCCAUAUUACAGCAACUCUAUAUGGCUAUGACGAAUUGGGAACAAAUUGUUUCGGCGAACGUAAACGAAUUGGAUAGAUUCAGGCGCUUGCAAAGGUUACGCAAAUCAAAAAGUGAAUUAUCUAGCAAAGAUUUCGAGUACAGUGAUUUGUCCAGUGUCGAAGGUUCGCCUCGAAGGGCACUGCCAGGAAUGACACCGCUAACAAGAGCAACGUCGAUGUCAAACGUGCUUGUUAAUAACAAUUCAUCUUCCUCGUCCGAUGAAGAUGAAUGUAUCACUGUAACACCGAAUAUCAUACCGACAAUAACAGUACGACCAGUUUCCGCUCCACCGGAUUUGGAUGGCGAUAGUCAAAAUGAGGCGCCCACCGGUGUUAUGUCCGGUAUAGAUACGGACACCGAGUCGGAUGCCAACGACGGCCCAAAUGCAGAUAAACAAUCGCAACAUCAAUUAGAAAACGAAGAUGAUCCAAUUGAAACUCCAUAUGUACCAAGCGUAGAAGAAGAAAUUAAUCCGGAGACAGGAGAACAAGUUGAAGAGUUGGCUGAAGAAAAUAAAAGUUUAAUAUGGUGCCUCCUAAAGCAAGUCCGUCCAGGAAUGGAUUUAAGUAAAGUAACCUUACCUACAUUCAUAUUGGAGCCUCGUUCAUUUUUGGAUAAAUUAUCCGAUUCAUAUUAUCAUGCUGACAUCUUAUCUUGCGCUGUUACUGAAGACGAUCCAUUUACUCGUAUGAAAUUGAUUUUAAAAUGGUACCUUUCGGGUUUCUAUAAGAAGCCAAAAGGUUUAAAGAAACCUUAUAAUCCGAUAUUGGGUGAAACUUUUCGAUGUUAUUGGGAACAUCAAAAUUCCAGUCGAACUUAUUUUAUAGCCGAGCAGGUCUCUCAUCAUCCACCAGUAUCGGCAUUUUAUGUGACCAAUCGCCAAGAAGGUUUCAGCAUCAGUUGCUCCAUCUUGGCCAAAUCGAAGUUCUACGGCAAUAGUACGUCGGCUGUAUUAGAUGGUGAGGCUAAGCUAACGUUAUUGCCACGCGGCGAAUGUUAUGUAUUAAAUACACCCUAUGCCCACUGCAAAGGUAUAUUAAUGGGCACUUUAUCGAUGGAAUUGGGUGGUAAAAUUAGCAUUGAAUGCGAGAGCACCGGUUACAAGACGGAACUGGAAUUUAAGCUGAAACCUUUCUUGGGUGGUGCUGAUCACACCAAUUGUGUGGUUGGUAAAAUUAAAUUGGUCAAAGAAGUUUUAGCUACAAUCGAAGGACACUGGGAUGGCGAAAUGCGCAUCAAAGAUGUUAAAACGGGAGAAGAAGGUAUAUUGUUUGCUGCCACAAAGGACGUAAUGAAGCAACGAUUGCAACGCUAUAUUGUGCCUUUCGAUAGCCAGUUGCCUAAUGAAUCUGAACGCUUAUGGAGUUUAGUCUCGGCUGCUAUUAGACGCGACGAUCAACGCGGCGCAACCGAAGAGAAAACGGUACUUGAAGAGGCUCAGCGUAAAGGAGCCAAAGAACGUAAGGCCACAUUUGUUCAGUGGGAUCCUUAUCAUUUCUCUCAAGACCUCUUAACAGGCAAGUGGAUUUAUAAGUAUGCAGACCUUAGACCAUGGGAUCCUCGUAAUGAUGUUAAACAAUAUGAAAUCGAUUAUAAAGUUCUAACGAAAACGCGUCAUUUGGCUCCAAUGGUGCGUACGGCCAGCAUCGUUAGCGUUCCCGCACAAGUUUUGCGUGGCAAAGAUUCCCUCGGAGCACCUGUGAUAACGAAACAUCAUAUAACAUCUAUUGCACGCGACACAUUGGAUAUGCAUUCGGAUUCGAGUCAAUCGCAAGAGGACUAUCCAUAUGAUGGAACAGGCUCCAAUAUUUCUAAUAAAGCUAUCCGGCAAUUGAUGGCGACACUCGAAAAAGUAAACAAAGGUUUGGACGAGCAUACGCGUCAGCUGACCCUAAUACAUUUGAAAUUAGAGCGUAUGCAAUACGCACCGCAUUCAAUAAUGUCAUCUGAUCGGCUGACAGCAGACUCCAAGUCAAGUUUUCAAAGCCUACUAACUCAACAUUUACCGCCAGCCAUAAUAUUUAGAUCGUUAGUGUAUCUGUUUGGCGGCAUUAUAUUAAGUCUCUUUCUCAGGUGGUUACUUUAUCCGUAAAUGUUUUUUCGCUGGAAAAAUUGAAAAAAAAAAAAAAAAAAAAAAAAAAAACAAAAGAAUAUUUGUAACGAAAAGAAAACAAAGUUCAAGUAUAAGAUAAAUUGAAAACGAGGUAUGAGUAAUAUAGGAAUAUAUAUUUACAAAUAUAAUAAUAUACAUGCGAAUACAUAUAAAAAUAUUUUUUUAAUAUUCCUUAAAAAUAUUUUUAAUUUCGCUUAUCGCACUGGUCGCGGGAAAUUUUCAAUCAUAAAAAUUGUAAUAAAACAAGAAAAUUAGUAAAGUUAAUUAAAAAAAAUAAUUAUUGUCCUUUUUUU
This is a messenger RNA of Glossina fuscipes, 3912 nucleotides long. It is a transcript of the gene Orp8, whose product is annotated as oxysterol-binding protein-related protein 8. Gene Ontology annotation, cellular component: intracellular membrane-bounded organelle; cytosol; membrane. The record is from RefSeq and is a predicted model, not a curated record. Gene Ontology annotation, molecular function: cholesterol binding. The transcript has 11 exons. The coding region runs from base 281 to 3598 and encodes 1105 amino acids. NCBI's taxonomy places the organism in Eukaryota, Metazoa, Arthropoda, Insecta, Diptera, Glossinidae.